Messenger RNA from Magnolia sinica, 2150 nucleotides. RefSeq lists its product as uncharacterized. The transcript has 6 exons. The record is from RefSeq and is a predicted model, not a curated record. Gene Ontology annotation, cellular component: proteasome core complex. The coding region runs from base 352 to 846 and encodes 164 amino acids. Lineage: Eukaryota; Viridiplantae; Streptophyta; Magnoliopsida; Magnoliales; Magnoliaceae.
UCCCUAACCCCCUCUCUUCCUCCCUCUCUCUCUCCCUUCCCUAAUCCUCUCACUCUCUCUUCCCCAAUCCUCUCUCUCUCUCUCUCUCUCUCUCUCUCUCUCUCUCCCUGGCCAUAUCUCCAAAUUCGUUUGAAGCAGCGGCAGGGAAGACGAACGGUAGUUCUUCUGUCCUGUCUCCCGCCUGUCGAAUCCCUCAAUCUCCUCUCCGAUUCUUGGGAUUUCCACACCGAUUGAAUCCUUCCUAUAUGGUAAGCUCUCAACUUCAGCUACACCGUUAUGCAACUAGCCAUGAAUCAAGGGUCAUUACUGCUCUUACCCUUUUGAAAUCUCAUCUUUUUAGUUACCAAGGUUAUGUUAGUGCUGGUUUGGUGCUUGGCGGUGUUGAUUUUACUGGACCGCAUUUGCACUAUAUACCCUCACGGAUCAACUGAUACUCUGCCAUUUGCAACCAUAGGUUCUGGGUCUCUUGCUACGAUGGCCAUCUUUGAGUCAAAAUACAGAGAGGGCCUGACUAUAAACAAAGGAAUAAAGCUUGUGUCUGAGGCGAUUUGCUCUGGAAUUUUCAAUGACUUGGGAAGUGGUAGCAAUGUUGAUGUCUGCAUAAUAACCAAGGUUAAAGUUAUGAAGGAGAGUGCAGCGCCUAGAGCAGUGUAUGUACCCACCGCCACUGUCCGGAUGGCACCUGCAAGCACAGAGCAGCAAUCGCUUGCGCCAGCAGCCCCGCCUUCAGCACUUGAGACCCCAACUCCUAGUGACAAAAAUGCCCCUAAAAGCAGCAAUAUUCAUGAGGAAGGUGACUUUGUAUUUCAUGCUGUUACUGACCAAUCAACCCAUGAGCAAUGCUGAAUUCAGCUUAGGUACGAUCAUAUAUGUGUGUGUCAUGUAGUUUACUUAAUAUCUACUUCACUCACUUGUCCCUAUACUAGUCACCUCGCCUCUUCUUCUCCUUCUUUCUAAACUGAACAUGGGCAAAUUCAGUUUGCAGCAAUGGUGAAAGCAAUCAGGAUUUGAAGCUUGGAUUAGUUCAUGAAAACCCUCUUCAUCAAAAUAUUUAUCGGUAUGCAAUCAGAACAUGUUCCUAUAUGAAUUCAUCUAAAAUCAGAUCAAUCUUUGGGCUGAUUAUUGAUAUCUAAUUGACCAAAUUCUAAUUUUUCUUUUCAUUUAUUGCAUUGUUUUGAAAUUACCCAUAUCAAUUUUUUCGGCAAAAUUGUGGAGAUAUAGGGUAAAAUCCAGUUCUUUGAUGAUUUAUCGAAAACCAUUUUCAUUGUUUAAUGCAGCUGCGUAAAAUAAGUGUUGUAGACAAUUCUGGUCCUUUAUGGACUGGUUUGAUUCUUUCAUUGUUUGGGUUUCUUGUUAUGUUUGUUUCUUUAUAGGUAGGAAACUGCGAUUGAGAACAAAUGGGUUAUCGAUUCAACACCUUUAGUUAGUGAAGUAUCUAGGUUAUCGUCAAUGACUAAGGGUGUUGCUUCCCUUAAUCAGUGAAGUUAUCUGGGUUUGAAUUGGUUUAAGUUACAUUCUUGUUUUUGAAUGUAAAGAUGGCAUGUGCAAUACUCAAGAUCCAAGCACACCUGACGUGUUUACCAUGUCAUAGAUGCCCUGCUCCAAUAAUCAGGCCAGUCCACUCAUCAUGUGCACCAGAGCAUACAAAUGGUUGUCACUGUCAAAGAAACCUUGUUUUUAGGCAUGCCCCAAUGAGGAGCAGACUGUCAUGACUUGUGGGCAAGGGAAUGUACAUAGCGGGGUCCACUUACUGAUGGCUUGGACGCUCACCGCACAUGCCUACAUAUAGAUGGGCCGGGUAAUGCACAGGUGGGAUUAGAAAACCUCAGUUUGCAGUAAUCGAUCAAAAUUUUUUUGGGCAAAUGACAUAGAGUUGAGCAUCAAAUACAUAAAUAUAUAACACAUUAGAAUUACAAAGAUACAAUCUUUCAGCUAGCUGUUAGUGUGAGGGACACUUCAAGUAGAUUUUUUAUUUUUUUUUUUUAAAUUUCAUGAAUCACUAAAAUAUAUUUCAAAAAAGAAGAAAGGAUAAUACAUCAUCAUCUUCUCAUUUUUGAAUGCACACAGACACUCCACAAACAACUUUUGCUGAAAUUUCUUUCCAUCCAUCAUGGAUUGCUUGGACUCAUUUCAAUUUUCUUAUUCUUUUG